UCAGUCUUUCAAUUUAUCUCUUCCAACAAAGGCUGUCUUCCGAAGAACCAAAAGCCAUAAGACCCAUAUAACCAUUCCCAACCCGCGAGUGCCGAGUUUUCGAAAAAAAAUAAAUCUGCCUCAGCAGCCGUGCGCCAACGUCAUCUACCGUAAUUUCGUCAGAUAGUCAAAAACGCUUUUAAUUUUUUUUUCUAUUUUCAAAACCAACGAAAACAUGUCCUCUGGUUUUAUUGGUCUGACUAAGUGCGCGACAAAUUACUCGCAAAUCGAUGAACUAAUCUAAUUUCAAUUUUUUUUCGUUUCGUUUUGAAAUUUUGAAAAACUCAAAACCUAAAUUGUAUUGAACUCUGUUCUGUAUAUAAAGAUACAUUUUUGGAUACAGUGCUAAAAAUAAAAUUCAAGAAAAAAGAAGAUACUUUUUUUCCAAUCUUGUGAUUCCGUGUAUCUGAAGAGCGGUGUACUGAAAUAAACAAAAAUUCUCUGGCACGCUUCCAGUUUAAUAUUUUCCCGUGUUGUUGUGCCUUCAUGCCCAUCCUCAUCAGCCCCCAGCAGCAUCCGAAGCGUUCAGCAAAGUAGGGCUAUACAGAAUCGUAACUCUUCGUCCAACAGGUCGUGAGAUAGAUCUGGCGCGAUAAAUACUAAAUAUUAAAUUAGGUGGGGUUCGGCUACAAGGUCUUCUUCUUCGUCGGUGGCGGUGAGAUUUUCAUUCUACACAGCAGUAGGGGCGGCGGCGCGGCGCAGCGUGAGUCAUUGCUUGUUUGCAAUGUCAAAUUCAUGGAUUGACAGCGGCGAUGGUACCGGUAUCUUUUGCGAUGCGGAUGCUGACAACAAUUUGCUGCAAUUAAAGCUGAAGAAGCCAAAAUCUUGGAAAUGGGAACUAACGACAUCGAGGUCGUCGCCAAAUAUAGCCAUGCCAAGGAUUAUGUUGUACGAUCAUAAGGGCAUUUUGUUAGUUGAUGCCAAUCAGCAGGUUGACGACGCGGUCUAUAGGCCCCCAUCAGGGAAGAAGUCGGCGGGAUCAAAAUCGUCAUCACCGAAGAGAAAGACUAAGAAGUUCGACAGAGCUGCGACAACAAAUCUCGAUAAGAUUCUCCAUCAAGACGACGAAGAUACUGGGCUAGGUUCCUUGGACUCUGCAGAGAGGCAGUGGUUUAGACCGCUGCUGUCGAAUGACAGCCUGAAAACGAAGAGAAAGCCCUCGAAUUUCAGGAAUGCCAACAGAAAAGGUGAAGACACAUCUGCUCCUUAUGAGAUUGACAUUGACUCUUUGCAGAUAUGUGAGGCAACCGACUCAAAUUCACAAAGUCCCUUGCCCAUUUGUGAGAUUGUAGACUCAAGUACGCAGAGUUCGCCUCCGCCACCGCUGCCGUCGGAAGACAACAAGGACCUGGAAGAAGAACUGAAUAUUGACGCACCGUGGCGAAGGAAAUUGAGCCUCAAGACUAAGUACAUAGAAUCUUCGGAUCUGGCAAAUCAUCAUCCAGUGAACCUCAAUAUUCCGGUGAUUUUUUCUGAGAACGAAGGAACCCCAGAGCGACAAUAUAUUUCCAAGGCAUCAUGGAAGCCAUUUUACUCGAAUGGCUGUCUCAAUGUAACGCCCUCUAGUACAAAACCAUUCGAACGACGAGCAACUUCAUUCAAAGAAGUCCGCUUCAAGGUUGAUCCAGAAACCGAAACGUCUAAGGGUGAAGAGCAGAAGUUAAAACGGCGGUGUCGCCGAUCGAACACAAACAAUCUUCCAAAUCCAACUCACUCCCGAUCGAUUCUGGAACGACAAAGUGCCAGGAAAGGUCGACUUUCUUCACCUGAAUUCGAGACAUUCGAAAGUCAUGAAGUUAGAAUGGCUCCGCGGUACUUUCUGCGCACUUGCAGGGCCGGAACUUUAGUUGUGGCUGAAGAAAGUGGACGAUAUAAGAGAACACGACGGAGAAUACGAAAAACUUCUUCAACGGAAAACGUCCUAAGUCACUCGAGUUCUUCGUUGUUAAGGCAGAAGGGAAUACUGAAUUCAAGUCUGGGUGAUCCAUGUUCGCAGAGUCAGAGUGUUAAGAACUUUGGGGAAUAUAAUGGGAGUCGGUCUCGAAGAAAGGCAGUACCGAUACGAAGGCAUAGAAGUGAUGGUAAUAUUCUACUAGUGACUUCAUCCGAGGAAGAUAACUGUGAUAGAAGAAAAAUGAAGAAUCGAUCGAAGAAUACAGUGUGGCGGCAUAAAAAUGGAGAUGUCAAAACCUAUGAAGAUUCUAAUGAAUAAUAAAUACUGGAUACAAUGAAUCAUCACAUCACAUUCCUUGGAAACAACAGAAAUGAAAAUGAAGACUUUAUCGCUCAAUGAUUCGAAUCAGUUCAAUGUAAUGAAGAAGCAAAAAACAGUACACUCGGGGAAGUAUUUCCAACUCCCGAAACCAAGAACAAACUACCUUAACUAAAUGAAAAGUAACAUUCUAAAAGUUAAGGGACCAUUAAUGUUUAUUGUAUGUUAGCUUAGAUUGUCUUUGUAGUCGAUAUAUUAUCUAAAGUACCCCUCGCGAUAUUAU
This is a messenger RNA of Eupeodes corollae, 2534 nucleotides long. RefSeq lists its product as uncharacterized. The record is from RefSeq and is a predicted model, not a curated record. NCBI's taxonomy places the organism in Eukaryota, Metazoa, Arthropoda, Insecta, Diptera, Syrphidae. The coding region runs from base 764 to 2251 and encodes 495 amino acids. The transcript has 3 exons.